CUCACAUAGUUAAUACCGAAAAACCAAAAAACAAAAUAAAAAAUUACACACACUGCAAAGCCAUACAAGCUUUCGUAGUUGUGUAUAUUAUCGAAAUUGGCGCCCCUUUCUCUAACAGAUCCUCUUUUCGCUUAUAUAAAAUCACACUCACACUCGUCAUCUUCACUCUCCGAUUCAAGACUCGUAUCGUCUUCUUCUACUCAGCGAUGUCGAUGCGGCGACGCACGCUUCUCAAAGUCAUCGUUCUCGGCGACAGCGGGGUUGGGAAGACUUCGUUGAUGAAUCAAUAUGUACACAAGAAAUUCAGCCAGCAAUACAAAGCUACUAUUGGAGCUGAUUUUGUCACCAAAGAAUUGCAAAUUGAUGACAGGAUUGUUACUCUUCAAAUAUGGGAUACUGCUGGGCAGGAGAGAUUUCAAAGUCUUGGGGUUGCAUUUUAUAGAGGGGCAGAUUGCUGUGUUCUAGUAUAUGAUGUAAAUGUCAUGAGGUCGUUUGAUACUCUUGAGAAUUGGCAUGAAGAAUUUCUAAAACAGGCAAAUCCAGCUGACCCCAAGACGUUCCCUUUUAUCUUGCUUGGAAACAAGAUUGAUAUAGAUGGUGGAAAUAGCAGAGUGGUUUCUGAGAAGAAGGCUAAGGACUGGUGUGCUUCAAAAGGGAAUAUCCCUUACUUUGAGACUUCUGCUAAAGAAGAUUACAAUGUUGAUGCUGCAUUUCUUUCUAUUGCAAAAGCAGCCUUAGCCAAUGAGCAUGAUCAGGACAUAUACUUUCAGGGUAUCCCUGAUGCUGUCACGGAAACAGAGCAAAGAGGUGGUUGUGCGUGUUGAGGUGGUUGUGACCGUUAGUGCUGCAUUGCAUAUGAUUUGACGGGGGCUUCUUGGUCAUUUUGAUUCCUAUUGCUUCCCUUGCUUAUUUUGUUGUGUUCAUUUUUUGUAAUCAUUGUAUACUAAGAUUGCGCGAUUUCAUUAUCCUCAGGCUCCUUUAUAAGUACCUCAGAAGAGUAGUACUUGUCAUUUCUUUAUUUAUCAAAUUUAGUGCAUGAAGUGUAGAUACUUUUAUUGAAAUAGCUGGAUGCUGGUUACCAUA
This is a messenger RNA of Daucus carota subsp. sativus, 1083 nucleotides long. RefSeq names its product ras-related protein Rab7. Gene Ontology annotation, cellular component: vacuolar membrane. The transcript has 7 exons. The coding region runs from base 207 to 824 and encodes 205 amino acids. NCBI's taxonomy places the organism in Eukaryota, Viridiplantae, Streptophyta, Magnoliopsida, Apiales, Apiaceae. Gene Ontology annotation, molecular function: GTPase activity; GTP binding. The record is from RefSeq and is a predicted model, not a curated record.